This is a messenger RNA of Corylus avellana, 646 nucleotides long. The record is from RefSeq and is a predicted model, not a curated record. NCBI's taxonomy places the organism in Eukaryota, Viridiplantae, Streptophyta, Magnoliopsida, Fagales, Betulaceae.
UUUAAGCGCGAGACUUGUGCGUCGAAGAUUACGACAUAUUGCCAUGAGGGGAACUAUCAUCCACAAGAAGUACUUCUAUGGUUCGGUUUCAUUGCUUCCUCUGACAACUGCAUUUACUGUUUUACCUUUGCCUAACAUUCCAUUCUUUUGGGUUUUAUUCCGAACUUAUUCUCACUGGCGAGCUCUCCAGGGAAGUGAGAAGCUCCUUCAACUUGUCUCAGACAGCUCUUGGACUCUGAACUCUGGCACAGGGAAUGUGAAUGAAACCAAGCAUGAUGAUUCCAGGCAUGGAAUCCAUAAUUCAGCCAAACCUACAUGGGUUUUGCUACCAUCAAAGGAACUUGAGGAACUUCUUCAUCGGGGAGAUGGGCAUGAUGGUCUUAGUAAAUGUGCUAUUUCGGAUAUCUGCAAGGUCUGUGAUUUGAACGCAAAUGAUGUUAUGAAGUACAGGGAUUCAAUGUAAUUAAUUUUGUUGUAUCCUUUGCCAUCUCAAUUGUAACAUUAUUUAGUGGAAACGAAAUACCAUUUCAAUUUCUUUUCCUUUUCCAAGAUUUGCUUUUAGAAUAACUGUGCCAUGUAUGGUAACCUUGAACAAUGGAAGAAAUUUUGAAUAUACAAGAAUUGCUUGGAUGAAAGCGUCCAACCA